Messenger RNA from Cucurbitaria berberidis CBS 394.84, 570 nucleotides. RefSeq lists its product as uncharacterized. The coding region runs from base 1 to 570 and encodes 189 amino acids. NCBI's taxonomy places the organism in Eukaryota, Fungi, Ascomycota, Dothideomycetes, Pleosporales, Cucurbitariaceae. The record is from RefSeq and is a predicted model, not a curated record. The transcript has 4 exons.
AUGUCUUCGCAGGACGCCGCUGUAAGGCAUCAGGCCGUUGUGCCGGACAAGAUUCCUUCUGGAGAGUAUCCUCUCAUCGACAAUGACCCACAUAUCAAGCGAGUACUGCGGUACACCCGCCCCUCCGACUGGGCCUAUGGCGCAGCAGUGGGCGCUAUCAGCCCUGGCUUGAUGCUGUACUGGGAGAAGGUCUCUCCCUCCUUCGUUGGAAAGGGUGGAUUUGCGCCAAUCAUGCGGCUGAGUGGUGCCGUUGGUGUUACUGGUUGCUUCCUAUUCGCAUACUCACGGUCUUGCAUGCGCUUCUACGGUGCGCGCGAGAACCGUCGAGAGAUCGAGAUGGAUAUGCGCGAGAUGGUCGACAAGGUCAAGCAGGGACAGCCGCUGUACGGCACAUCCGAGAUGACCGAGUACAUGCAGGGAGUCGCGCACAGAAACUCGCGAUACGCAGCUACAUUCGCUCACGUCCUGCCGUGGCCGAACUUUGUCAACCACCCAUACCAUGGAGUGGAUACCGCGAAGUAUUACCGACAAGCAGAGUUGGAGUUGGAACAGGAAAAGCGUGGCCGGUGA